Effrenium voratum is the source of this 7035-nucleotide messenger RNA. NCBI's taxonomy places the organism in Eukaryota, Dinophyceae, Suessiales, Symbiodiniaceae. The record is from the annotation of a GenBank genome assembly.
AUGCGGAGCGGUCGAAACACGUCUGCAAUCAGAAGGACCAGAUCGAUGUAUGCCGAUGCAAAGACCGAAUCCCAGUCGAUUGAAUUCAUCGGAAAACGAUCGUCGGAUUAUCGGAAUGCCCUGUCGCACUACGCCGACGCAUGGCGGCCGGACAUCGCCUGCAUGAAGCGGUUUCUUCAACCCGCGCAAGGCGAGCGCAUUCUCGAAGUCGGGGCCGGGAACGGAUAUUUCAGUGUCGCCAUCGCCGAUUGCCUGGGGCCGGACGGGCUCCUUGUGGCAAGCGAUCCUUCAACCGAUCAGUUGGCCGGUAUCGAAGCCGAAAGCAGGCACGGCAACAUCCGGGUUGUGCCGGCAUCGGCCGACACGCUCGACAUCGAUUUCCACGGGUUCGACGCGAUCUGGAGCCGUGGCGCAAUCCAUCACGUCACCGACAAGACCGCCGCGUUCACCCGGUUUGCCGAGCUGGCGCGGCCCGGCGCGCGCUUGGCUGUCGCGGACGUCUUCUCCGGAACGGUGCUUGCCAGAUAUUUCGACAGCUUCAUCGCGCGAAGCUGCAGCACGGGCCACGAGGUGGCAUUCUUGUCGCGCGAGUUCGCCGAGAGCCUUUGCGCGCUCACGGGCUGGGGAGAGCCCGUCUUUCAUGAAGUCGUCACACCCUGGGAGUUCAAGAAGCGCGAGGACAUCGGCUGUUUUCUGCAGCUCUUGUUUUCCGCCAAACCCGGCUACAGCGCCGAAGACUGCCUUGAAGCUGCGGACCGGCACCUGAGCGUGAGCCAGACGACGUCCGGCUGGGCGCUCAUGUGGCCCAUGACCGUGAUGACAUCGGUCCGGAUCCGCGCCAUGCGCCGACCCCGGAAGCUGAAAGGACAUGGCGACAGACAAGGCGUGCGCCGCAAGCGCUCCCUCUCGCAGGGCCGCCGCAAACCCGAUUUGCGGGUUGUUCGCCGAUACGGCCAUGAUACGGGCCGGGGCACGUCGUCACCUCGCCGGGAGCAUCCCGCGCUCGGGCGACAUGGCGAUCUCGGGCGACAUGGCGAUGCUGCUUGUGGCGGCCUCCGGGCGGCGUCCGCGAUGCCCGAAAGUCGAGUGGCGCCGAAUGUCGCCAUCUAUCACGGCAGCGUCGGCGCGUUCGCUCAUAUCGCCUGCGAAAGCGCCUUCCCCGACGCCAGAAGCAUUGCCGGUGACAGUUUGCUCGACGUCGUCGAUGCGGUGCGAAGCGGCGCGGCAGACGUCGCCGUCUUGCCGUGUGAGAACGUUCUUGCCGGCCGGGUGCCGGACAUUCACAUGCUCUUGCCGGAAGCCGGUCUUUCGAUUGUCGGCGAGAUCUUCCUGCCGAUCGAGCUUCAUCUGGUUGCCCCGGAAGGCUGGUCGCUUGCGGAGAUAAGGCGGGUGCAUUCCCAUCCGGUCGCGCUGCGGCAGGUGCAGCGCUUUCUGAGGUCAAACGGCCUCUUCGCCGUUGCACAGAGCGAUACCGCCACCGCGGCGGCGCUGAUCAAACAGAAGGGCGAUCGUGCGGACGCCGCCAUUGCCUCGAAUCUCGCCGCACAGACCUAUGGCCUCCAAGUCCUGAAGCCGAACAUACAGGACGAUCCCUUCAACAUGACCCGCUUCUAUGUGCUGGCGGCAAAGCCGAUCGUUCCGGCGGCGGAUCGGCCAGACGUCCUGACCUGCCUGAUGUUUGAAGUCCGCAAUACGCCCGGAGCCCUGUUUCGGGCGGUCGGCGGCUUUGCCGAAAACGGCAUCAACCUCACCAGGCUGGAGAGUUAUCUGGUCGGCGGCCAAUUCGUGGCAACCCGUUUCCUGUGCGAGUUCGAGGGCCAUCCGGACGGCCCGCCGGUUCGCCGGGCGCUUCAUACACUUCGGCACUUCACGACCAGUCAGACCAUCAUGGGCGUGUUUCCAAUGCACAGCGUCGAAACCGGGGCUUUCCCGAUGUCAGCCUUGAACUCACCUCGCACCGACGAGAACGAUCCGCUGGCAGAUGUGGUGUCGGCGCUCAAAGCGAUGCUGGGCGACCGCCUGUCCACCUCUGCGGCCGUGCGCCAGCACCAUGGUCAGGACGCCAACUACCUGCCGCCUUAUCCGCCGGAUGCGGUUGCCUUCCCCGAAGACGCAGCCGAGGUCGCCGCCAUCGUCGCCUUGUGCCACGACCACGAUGUUCCGGUGAUCGCCUUCGGUACGGGGACUUCGUGCGAGGGGCAUGUCGCGGCUCUGCACGGCGGUAUUUGCCUGGACAUGUCGCAAAUGGAUGCGAUCGGCCCGGUGAGCACCGCCGACAUGACGUGCGUCGUCCAGCCGGGAGUGACCAGAAAAAAGCUGAACGCCCAUCUGCGCGACUGUGGCCUGUUCUUUCCGGUGGACCCGGGCGCCGACGCUUCCAUCGGCGGAAUGAUAUCGACCCGUGCCUCCGGUACGAUGGCCGUGCGGUACGGCACCAUGAAGGACCAAAUCGUCUCCCUGGAUGUCGUCCUGGCCGACGGGACGCAGAUGCGGACGUCAAGUUCGGCGCGCAAAUCGUCGUCCGGAUACGAUCUGACCCGGCUUUUCGUCGGUGCCGAAGGCACCCUUGGCGUUAUCGUCUCCGCCACAUUGCGGCUUCAUCCCGUUCCCGAAGCUGUCGAGACCCUGUUGAUCGCUUUUCCGUCUCACACCGGAGCGAUCGACUGCGCGAUCGAGAUCAUGGGUGCGGGCAUCCCUGUCGCCCGGAUCGAAUAUCUCGAUGACGUCCAGAUCCGCGCCAUCCAAGCCCAUUCCGACCUCGGGCUGACCUCCGGCGAGACACUGAUCGUGGAAUGCGCCGGUGAACCUGACAGCGUUUCGCGCCAGACCGCGUGGAUUGCCGAAAUCGCCGCCGAACAUGCGGCGGCGCGGAUCGACACGGCCCGUCUUCCCGAAGAACGCGCGCGCAUCUGGCGGGCCCGGCACGACGCAUGGUGGGCCGCACUGGCGCUGCGGCCGGGCGCCAAGGGCAUUCCAACCGACAGUUGCGUUCCCGUCUCCCGGCUGGCGGAAGCCAUCGCCCUCGCCAAACAGGACUGCGCGCAGCUCGGGCUCACGGCACCGAUCUGCGGUCAUGUCGGCGACGGCAAUUUCCACAUGUGCGUCAUCUUCGAUCCGGACGCGCCGUCCGAACGCGAAAAGGUCGACGAGCUUCUGCGGCGCUUGUCGCGGCGCGCCAUCGCCCUUGGCGGAACGAUCACCGGCGAACAUGGGAUCGGAUAUGGCAAGCGGGCUUAUCUUGCCGAAGAACAUGGCGCUGCCGGCGUGCGCGCGAUGGCGGCCAUCAAGCGGGCGCUUGACCCGCGCGGCAUCGGUCCGAUGAUACAUCGCCAACACUCCAUUGCCGAUUUUCGCGAAACAGCCCGCCGGCGGCUUCCCCGCUUCGUCUUCGACUUCAUCGACGGCGGAAGCGGAACGGAAAACACUUUGGCCGAAAACCGGACGGCGCUUGACCGGGUCCGUCUCGUCGGCUCUGCGCCAACCGACAUCAGCUCGUGUUCGCAGUCGGUGAGCCUUUUCGGUCAGCGCUAUGACCGUCCGAUCAUCAUCGGUCCGACAGGACUGGCCGGCGCCGCAUGGCCACGCGGGGACGUCGAUUUGGCCCGCGCCGCGGCCGCCCACAACAUUCCAUUUGUCAUGAGCACGGCCGCGACGGCCACCAUGGAAGCGGUCGCCGCCGCCGGCAAUGGCGCCAAAUGGUUCCAGCUUUACAUCUUCAAGGAUCGGGCGGUCAGCAAGCGGCUUGUCGCCAAGGCACGCGAUCUCGGUUUCGGCGCGCUCGAGGUGACGGUCGACAAUGCCAUUCCCGGACGCCGUCUGCGCGAUGCGAAGAACGGCUUUUCUUUGCCGUUCCGCUGGUCACCGGCAAAGCUGGCGAGUCUUGCCGCCCAUCCCGGCUGGAGCCUGCGGACGGCGCGCGCCGGCCCGCCAAGACUGGAGGUCAUGGCGGCCGAACUCGGCCUGGAGAAGGCCGACACGAUCGCAGAACUCAUGCAGGCCCAGCUCGAUCCUUCCGUUGAUUGGGAAGACAUCAAAUGGGUGCGCGACGCCUGGGACGGUCCGCUGGUCGUCAAAGGCAUGCUCGAUCCCGGCCAGGUUGCCAAGGCAUUGGAGAUCGGCGUCGACGGGCUGGUCAUAUCCAACCAUGGCGGGCGCCAACUCGAUGGCGCGAUCGCCACGAUCGACAUACUGCCCGAGUUCCGGGCCGAGUGCGGAUCGAGGCUCACCCUUCUCGUCGACAGCGGCUUCCGGACGGGCUCGGACAUUGCCCGUGCACUCUGUCUUGGUGCCGAUGCCGUCCAGGUCGGCCGUGCAACGCUCUACGCCCUUGCGUGUGGAGGCGAGGAAAGCGUCAGUCAUGCGCUGUCCAUCCUCGGAAGCGAGCUCAACGUCGCUCAGAUGCUGAUGGGGGCGCGGACGGUCAAGGACUUCGACCAGUCCAUGGUGCGUUGCCGCUUGGCACCCGAAAACCCCGAACCGAUGGCGACAGCCGCCGCCGCGCCGCGGCAGUCGGGCCACCUGUCGACGGCUGCCGAAAACACCCAUGGCGCCCUGCCCUACCCCGCGCCUCAAGCUUCGCGGAAACGCGAGUUCCAAGUCGCGAUCACCUACAUCAUCGAUCAUCCUGCGAUCGACGCGGCGCGCAUGGGCAUCGUCGAUGAAUUGGAAGCCCACGGGUUCAAGGAGGGCGAAACGCUCGAACUGCGUGUCCAGAGCGCUCAGGGCAGCAUGCCCACGCAGCUCCAGAUCGCAAAAGAGUUCGCGGGACUGGAACCCGAUCUGCUCGUCGCCAUCAGCACACCUUCGGCCCAGGCGCUUCAAAGCACGGCCGGCGACAUCCCGCUUCUCUUCGCGGCCGUCACCGAUCCGGUCGGCGCCAAGCUGGUCGAGAGCAUCGAGGCACCGGGCGGAAACAUCACCGGCACGACCGACAAACAACCCUUCGGACCGACAUUGGCGCUGAUCAAGACGCUUGUCCCCGACGCAAAGAGGAUCGGGGUCAUCUACAAUGCCGGCGAAGCCAAUUCCGUGUCCCAGGUCGCCGCACUGAAGGUUGAACUGGAGGCGCAUGGCCUCGAGAUCGAGGAAAGCACCGCCUCCCAGACGGCGAUGGUCGCCGAUGCGGCCCUCAGCCUGGCCGGGCGUGCCGACGCCAUCCUCAUCCCCACGGACAGCACCAUUGUGGCAGCGGUGGAGAGCGUCGUGAACGUUGGCGAGAGGGCGAAGAUCCCGGUCUUCGCCAGCGACACGGAUUCCGUCGAGCGCGGUGCGCUGGCUGCCCUCGGUUUCGACUAUUACAAGCUCGGGCGCCUGACCGGCGAGAUGGCAGUGCGUGUGUUGAACGGGGAGAGCCCGGCGGCGAUCCCGGUGGGAGCGCUGGACACGCAGGUGAGCGCGCUAGCCGUCGCCGGCGCCGUUGAAGCCGGCCUUCUCUUCUCCCUUGUGGCGCUCGGGGUUUAUCUCUCCUUUCGCGUCCUCAACUUUCCCGACCUGACGGUCGAUGGCAGCUUCCCACUCGGGGCUGCCGCGACCGCUGUCGCGAUCAUUCAUGGCGUCAAUCCGUUCCUUGCGACGGUCAUAGGUACGUUCGCCGGCUGUUGCGCUGGCUUCGUGUCGGCCUUUUUGAACGUCCGGUUCCGGAUUCUCAAUCUGUUGGCCGGCAUCCUGACCAUGGUGGCCCUCUACUCGAUCAAUCUGCGCGUGAUGGGACGACCGAACAUCUCGCUAUACGGCGAGAACACGAUCUUCACCGCGUUCGAGGGGGUGAUCGAUCUCGGGAUCUGGACGACCAGCGCGAUCCUUCUGGUUUUCGCAAUUGCCAUGAAACUGCUCGUCGACUGGUUCCUGGGAACACAGGUCGGCCUGGCGCUCAGGGCCAGCGGAGAGAACCCGGCCAUGGCUCGCGCACAAUCGGUCAGCAACGGACGCAUGACGAUCAUCGGCAUGUCGGUGAGCAACGCCCUUGUCGGGCUGGCCGGCUCCCUCUUCGCCCAGAGCCAGGGCGUCGCCGACGUUUCGCUGGGCAUCGGUACGAUUGUGACCGGCCUUGCCGCAUUGAUCAUCGGCGAAACCCUUCUGGGCUCGACAAAGGUCUUCUGGGCGACGCUUGGCUGUCUCAUCGGCGCGCUUCUCUAUCGCCUGUUCAUCGCCGCCGCCCUCAGCGCGGGAUUUCUCGGCAUUCAGGCGCAGGACCUCAAUCUCGUCACGGCCGUUGUUGUCGCGAUCGCCGGUGAAUUCGUGCUCAGUGUUUGCGAUGCCUUUUUGACGUUCAACCCGGGAACGCCGCUGGCGGUUCCGGCACUGCGCGGUGUGGAUCUCGACGUGGAGGAAGGCCAGUUCGUCACGGUCAUCGGCACCAACGGCGCCGGCAAGUCCACGCUUUUGUCAGCCAUCGCCGGAGAUGUCCGUCUCGACAAGGGCGGCAUCUAUAUCGACGGUCAGGAAGUCACCAAUUGGCGCACGGAGCAGCGGGCCAGCAUGAUCGGGCGGGUUUUCCAGGAACCGCGCGCCGGCACCUGCAGCGGCCUGACCGUGGAGGAAAACCUCGCCCUUGCGGCAAGCCGCGGCAGCAGGCGAAGCCUGCGCAAUGCGCUGGGCCGGGGCGGCCAGAGGCGCCGGCUGGCCGACCAGCUCUCACGGCUCGACAUGGGGAUGGAAGACAGGCUCGGUGCGAUGGCCGGAACGCUUUCGGGAGGACAGAGGCAGGCACUCAGCCUGCUGAUGGCGACCCUGCUGCCGAUGAAGAUCCUCAUUCUGGACGAACACACCGCCGCGCUUGAUCCGGGCGCCGCAGCGACGGUCCUCGAUCUGUCGGCGGAAAUCACCGGAGAGCAGAAACUGACAACUCUCAUGGUGACGCACAGUAUGCGCAACUCGCUCGAUUACGGCGACCGCACCAUCAUGAUGAACGGCGGCCGCAUCCUGCUCGAUGUUCAUGGUGACGCGCGGAAGGGCUACGAAGUUCCGGACCUGCUCGAUCUUUUCAAGAAGACCACCGGCACCGAGGUCGAAGACGACCAGCUCAUCUUGUCCUGA